Gorilla gorilla gorilla (western lowland gorilla) is the source of this 1911-nucleotide messenger RNA. RefSeq names its product GDNF family receptor alpha like (gene GFRAL). Bases 87 to 1271 code for a protein of 394 amino acids. Gene Ontology annotation, molecular function: signaling receptor activity. Gene Ontology annotation, cellular component: external side of plasma membrane; signaling receptor complex. Lineage: Eukaryota; Metazoa; Chordata; Mammalia; Primates; Hominidae. The record is from RefSeq and is a predicted model, not a curated record. Gene Ontology annotation, biological process: nervous system development. The transcript has 9 exons.
UUAUUCUGGACAGUUACUCUUAAGAAAGUUGUCAGAAGAAACGCAUCUGCCUUUUUUUCCAGGUGAACUGCCGUGAGUUGUCCAGCAUGAUAGUGUUUAUUUUCUUGGCUAUGGGGUUAAGCUUGGAAAAUGAAUACACUUCCCAAACCAAUAAUUGCACAUAUUUAAGAGAGCAAUGCUUACGUGAUGCAAAUGGAUGUAAACAUGCUUGGAGAGUAAUGGAAGAUGCCUGCAAUGAUUCAGAUCCAGGUGACCCCUGCAAGACGAGGAAUUCAUCAUACUGUAACCUGAGUAUCCAGUACUUAGUGGAAAGCAAUUUCCAAUUUAAAGAGUGUCUUUGCACAGAUGACUUCUAUUGUACUGUGAACAAACUGCUUGGAAAAAAAUGUAUCAAUAAAUCAGAUAACGUGAAAGAGGAUAAAUUCAAAUGGAAUCUAACUACACGUUCCCAUCAUGGAUUCAAAGGGAUGUGGUCCUGUUUGGAAGUGGCAGAGGCAUGUGUAGGGGAUGUGGUCUGUAAUGCACAGUUGGCCUCUUACCUUAAAGCUUGCUCAGCAAAUGGAAAUCCGUGUGAUGUGAAACAGUGCCAAGCAGCCAUACGGUUCUUCUAUCAAAAUAUACCUUUUAACAUUGCCCAGAUGUUGGCUUUUUGUGACUGUGCUCAAUCUGAUAUACCUUGUCAGCAGUCCAAAGAAGCUCUUCACAGCAAGACAUGUGCAGUGAACAUGGUUCCACCCCCUACUUGCCUCAGUGUAAUUCGCAGCUGCCAAAAUGAUGAAUUAUGCAGGAGGCACUAUAGAACAUUUCAGUCAAAAUGCUGGCAGCGUGUGACUAGAAAGUGCCAUGAAGAUGAGAAUUGCAUUAGCGCCUUAAGCAAACAGGACCUCACUUGUUCAGGAAGUGAUGACUGCAAAGCUGCUUACAUAGAUAUCCUUGGGACGGUCCUUCAAGUGCAAUGUACCUGUAGGACCAUUACACAAAGUGAGGAAUCUUUGUGUAAGAUUUUCCAGCACAUGCUUCAUAGAAAAUCAUGUUUCAAUUAUCCAACCCUGUCUAAUGUCAAAGGCAUGGCACUGUAUACAAGAAAACAUGCAAACAAAAUCACUUUAACUGGAUUUCAUUCCCCCUUCAAUGGAAAAGUAAUCUAUGCUGCCAUGUGCAUGACAGUCACCUGUGGAAUCCUUCUGUUGGUUAUGGUCAAGCUUAGAACUUCCAGAAUAUCAAGUAAAGCAAGAGAUCCUUCACCGAUCCAAAUACCUGGAGAACUCUGAUUCAUUAGGAGUCAUGGACCCAUAACAAUCACUCUUUUCUCUGCUUUUCUUCUUUCCUCUUUUCUUCUCUCCUCUCCUCUCUUCUCCUCUCCUCCCCUCCCCUCUCUGUUUCUUUUUCUUUUUCUUUUUCUUUUCUUUUUUGUGGCGGAGUUUUGCUCUUGUUGCCCAGGCUGCAGUACAAUGGCUCAAUCUCGGUUCACUGCAACCUCUGCCUCCAAGGUUCAAGUGAUUUUCCUGCCUCAGCCUCCCGAGUAGCUGGGAUUACAGGUACCCGCCACCACGCCCAGCUAAUUUUUUUGUAUUUUUAGUAGAGAUGGGGUUUUGCCAAAUUGGCCAGGGUGGUCUCAAACUCCUGACCUCAGGUGAUCCACCCUCCUCGGCCUCCCAAAGUGCUGGGAUUACAGGCGUGAGCAACCACGUCGAGCCAACAAUCACUUUCUUUAAAGCAAAUCCUACAGCUGGUCAACACACUAUUCCAUCUGUCAUCGAGAAAGAAAAUGUUAAAAUAGACUUAAAAAUAUUGCUUUGUUACGUAUAAUAAUAUGGCAUGAUGAUGUUAUUUUUUUCUUAAUACUCAAGAAAAAAUAUAUGGUGGUAUCUUUUACAACACUGGAACAGAAAUAAAGUUUCCCUUGAAGGC